This is a messenger RNA of Trichoderma harzianum CBS 226.95, 2975 nucleotides long. RefSeq lists its product as hypothetical. Bases 75 to 2975 code for a protein of 966 amino acids. NCBI's taxonomy places the organism in Eukaryota, Fungi, Ascomycota, Sordariomycetes, Hypocreales, Hypocreaceae. The transcript has 4 exons. The record is from RefSeq and is a predicted model, not a curated record.
UGGACGAAGAAACACGGCUACGCCCCCCAAUUUGUAGCGUCACGUUGCGUCACUUACUCUUGAACACGAGUGGAAUGGGCACCCCCGAUUCGUACCAAGAACGGUUUGGCAGAGAGGAUAGAGUACUGCCCCCAGACUUUCCCGAUGACGCCCAUCCCUUAGCCAGGAAUCAACUUACACACCUCUUCUUUGAGCCUGGUGAGGGCUUCGAGUACGGAUGGGGUAUCUAUUGCGUGCAGCUACUCGUCGGGCGGCUUGGCGGUAAGGAUCGGUUCUUCGAGUACGUCGACCACCACAUCUUUGGCGCGCUUGGCAUGACCACUUCCACCUACCGACCGGCUCUGGCGCCGCAGGUCUGGAAGCGUCGCCUGCAGAUGGUAGAGCGCAAGGUGGACGCCUCUACGAUGAACGGCGAGGCAUACCUCGUGGCCCGUGACAAAGAUACGUAUGGCCUGACCUGCAGUAUAUCCGAUCUUGCCCGGCUCUUUGGCGAUAUUAUAUCGCCGGAUUGCAAGCUGCUCCAGCGCCAGGAACACCGUGAUCUGUUUUUCGCGCCGCAGUUGACUCCCGGUAGCCUUGCACACCAGUCGCUUCUGGCAGAAACCACCAACUAUGGCUUCCUGCUCCCCCUCGAACAGGACGUGCCGCAUAAGGUAUCCUGGGCGUUAAUACCACCUCCAGCCAUGAACUGGACCGCGGCGGGUGCACUUGUUGAAGAGGACGGUUCCCUCCCCGGCUCAUGUAUCCCGAAAGGGACUGUCGCAUUUGAAGGUCAACCCAAUAUCAUUUGGACCAUGAACCGCGAAAAGGGGCGUAUGAUGCUUUUUGGUACCCAGUUACUGCCUGGCUACGAUGUGAAAGCACAUAAUCUGGCGGUUCAAUUCUUGGCCGACAAAGUCGAGCCAUGCGCCGAAGUCAGCAACUUAUGGGCCGCUCAGAUUUCCAGCACCGCCUUACCGAGUGUGCCCGCCUCUCUUGCUUAUGCCUGCCUGAAUACAAUUCCCCUGCAUAAAGACGCUGGGAUUGAGUUGAUUGACUCUUUGGAGCCAUAUCUCGAGUGGCAGACGGACGCGGCCUACAAGGCAGACCCGCCUGCCGAUUACUUCUACCCGCCCCACGACAUUUUCAAGGCACUUGCCGGCGUUAGGGCAGAUCUUGUGGCGGACAAGUAUACGAACGAGUACGAGUUCCAGGUGGAUCUUUACGCUCGAGUAUUUGCUCCAGCGCACGAUGGACACUUUGUCUUCUAUCCAGAUGCGCUGACCAUUGCGUUUGAGUGGACACGCGCGAAGCCCAUCGUGUCUAUCAGUGAGAAUGGACGGGAUUUGCCUGUAGUCAAACUCUAUGAGGAUGUUGCCAAGGACCCAAAGACAGCGCCUACAAUCACAAAGAUCAACGGCAUCGAGGCUUCAAAAUACAUCCUUGACACCAUCGCAGUGGCCUCUUUCAACCAGGAUAUAGAUGCCGCCUACAACUCCAUGUUUUAUUCCAAAGGAUUCGCGGCGGCUACGGGCACUCAAGGAUACUUUUCAGGCGGAGGCCGCAUCCGAUACCUGUACCAGGGCCCAGAGACGAAAUUUACCUUUGACAAUGGAACCACCGCAACCUUUGAGAACACUGCGUCCGUCAAGGCAAAUAUGACGGGCGUCGUGGAUGGUCAAUCCUAUUUUGAUACCUUUUGCUUUCUGAGUGUCGAUUUCUUUCGACGCAGUGCUGUGCCUGCUGAACCUGCUACUAUCGGUGCGAGAGCUCAGCCGGGCCAGAACCCCGGGUACCCAGUGCCAGUUCUAGCUACUAAUGACGGUAUUGUGUCUGGCUACUUUCUCGAAGGUGGCGGUUUGGACGAUGUCGCGGUCAUCUCGAUCCUCACCUUUGAGCCCAGCUCCCCGCCCCAAUUCCAGGCCGUCGUCCAAAAUUUCUUUGCAGAAGCGGUAGCCGCCGGGAAAUCGAAGCUUGUUGUCGACUUCCAGGGCAAUCCCGGAGGUUUCAUAGCUCUGGGCUACGACUUUUACGGUCAACUCUUCCCCCAUAUCCGAGCGGAUGGGUUCUCGCGGUGGAAGCUCAGCCCAGAGUUCGAGACUAUCGCCCAUGCCUUUAGUAACGCCACCAAGGGCGUGAAUCCUUAUACUGAGGCUGAUAUUGGAAAGAUUCAGGCGUAUUUGACGUCGGAGAAUUGGCGCUUCGACCUGGACAAGAAAGAGCAGCCUUUUACCAGCUUUGCGGACAAAUUUGCACCAAGGGUUUUCCAGGGUACAAACUACACGGAUCUCAUGAGGUGGAACUGGAGCGAUCCUCUUAUCUCAACGAACUUCACAACCGGAUUUGGCCUCGGGAUUUCAGGAUAUGGAUCCCGCGUAAAUCUCACUCAACCGUUUCUGCCAGAGAACAUUGUCCUUCUGUAUGAUGGAUCCUGCGCCUCGACUUGUACAUUGGCAUCCGAAUUCCUCAGAAUCAACGCAGGCGUCAAGUCUGUUGCUUUCGGCGGCCGGCCGAAGAAAGGCCCGAUCCAGGCAGUCGGCGGGGUGAAGGGUUCGCAAGUAUACCAGCUCACCAAUAUCUUCCAGCUUGCUGAGCAAGGGAUAAUCCUUGGCACGAGUCCUGCGAAUGUGGAGGCGUUGCAGAACGUGAACCCCCUCCCGAUCGUCCGCAGCACGGCGGGUUCAGUGAAUGUGCGAGACCAGAUCCUCCGACCGAACUUACACGAUGGCCUGCCGGCGCAGUUUGUCGUCGAGCAUGCCGACUGUCGGCUUUAUUGGACAGCGCCCAUGGUUAAUGAUAUCACCGAGGUCUGGAAGGCUGCUGCUAACGCAGCCUUCAACAAUGCCAAGUGUGCAGACGGUGGUAUUGCGCAUAGGGCUCCAAAGUCUUUUGUCCGCCCCGUUGUGAACCCGAAGUUGCCUAUGGAUAUUGAUCUUGAUAAGACAGAGCGCUCAGGGCUGUGGAAUGCAAAGUUUCGUCUCCGUACUAUAGACUGA